AUUUUCAGCGUUGUUGGCAAUUCUAUGACCGCGAUUCGAUUAGAAAACGUUCUCGCUAUUUUUUCCGCAAAUUUUCAUAAAUUACAAAAAUAUACCCAAUCUUUGACUUUAAAAUUGUGAAGAAAACUAAAAUAUAACAUACAAUAAAUACGAUUUGCGGCCACAGUUAUUUAUAACAAAGGGACAACAAAAUGUCGUUGCCGCCAUACAUGAUACCGCCGAAUGCCUGGGCGGCACAAAUCAUGGCGCAACAGCAGGCUCAGGCAUAUGCAGCCGCCGCUCAAGUACAGCAGGCACAAAUGCAUGCACAUCAAAUGGCUAAUCAAAUACAACAAAUCCCUCCACCGGGAGCACCACUACCAGGGCCGAUAACAAAUGGCAAUGUUGGUAUGCCACCUGGUGGUAUAGGGGGUGGUGGUGGUAUAAGUCAAGCACAGCUCGGUCAAAUACCAACACCCAAACCAGACAUCAUUACUGAAGAAAAACUGCAAGAAAAAGCACAAAAGUGGCAACAACUGCAAUCGAAGCGAUUUGCAGAGAAACGAAAAUUCGGUUUUGUAGAUGCCCAAAAGGAAGACAUGCCGCCAGAGCACAUUCGCAAAAUUAUACGCGAUCACGGUGACAUGACAUCACGGAAGUAUCGCCAUGAUAAGCGAGUUUACUUAGGAGCAUUAAAGUAUAUGCCUCAUGCUGUGUUAAAAUUACUUGAAAACAUGCCAAUGCCCUGGGAGCAGAUACGAGAUGUGCAGGUGUUGUAUCACAUUACAGGUGCCAUCACAUUCGUCAAUGAAAUACCAUGGGUUAUUGAGCCGGUUUAUAUUGCGCAAUGGGGUACCAUGUGGAUUAUGAUGCGUCGCGAAAAACGUGACCGACGCCACUUUAAGCGCAUGCGAUUUCCACCUUUCGAUGAUGAGGAACCGCCACUAGACUAUGCAGACAACGUUUUAGAUGUUGAGCCAUUAGAAGCCAUACAAAUUGAUUUAGACCACGAAGAAGAUGGCGCCGUUUAUAAGUGGUUCUACGAGCAUAGGCCAUUAGUUGGAACACCUUACGUGAAUGGUUCCACAUAUCGUAAAUGGAAUUUGACUUUACCACAAUUGGCUACGUUGUAUCGUUUGGCCAAUCAGUUGCUAACAGAUUUGGUAGACGACAAUUUUUUCUAUCUUUUCGAUCCGAAAAGUUUCUUUACGGCUAAAGCGCUGAAUAUGGCCAUACCAGGUGGUCCGAAAUUUGAGCCUCUCAUUAAGGACCAUAAUGUUGGUGAUGAAGAUUGGAAUGAGUUCAAUGACAUUAAUAAAGUUAUCAUACGCCAGCCAAUUCGAACCGAAUAUCGUAUCGCUUUUCCUUACCUUUACAACAAUAUGCCGCAUUUCGUGCACCUGUCCUGGUAUCACACGCCCAAUGUAGUUUAUAUUAAAACUGAAGAUCCUGAUUUGCCAGCCUUUUACUUUGAUCCACUGAUUAAUCCUAUUUCGCAUCGUCAUGCUCAUACCAAGAUAGCAGAGCCCAUGCCAGACGAUGAUGAGGACUUCUCAUUGCCCGAUGAAGUACAACCCUUCUUGCAGGACACACCGCUUUACACUGAUAACACAGCUAAUGGUAUAGCAUUGCUGUGGGCACCACGGCCUUUCAAUCUACGUUCGGGUCGUUCACGACGCGCCAUAGAUGUGCCACUCGUGAAAAGUUGGUAUAAAGAGCACUGCCCACCUGGUCAUCCCGUUAAAGUGCGUGUGAGUUAUCAGAAGUUAUUGAAAUAUUACGUAUUGAAUGCACUCAAACAUCGCAAACCUAAACCGCAAAAAAAGAGGUAUCUAUUUCGUUCAUUUAAAGCAACGAAAUUUUUCCAAACCACCACUUUAGACUGGGUAGAAGCUGGCUUGCAAGUUUGUCGACAGGGCUACAAUAUGCUGAAUUUAUUGAUACAUCGCAAAAAUCUGAAUUAUCUGCAUUUGGAUUAUAACUUUAAUUUGAAGCCUGUAAAGACAUUGACAACGAAGGAGCGUAAAAAGUCACGUUUCGGCAAUGCAUUCCAUUUGUGCCGUGAAAUUCUGCGUCUAACUAAGCUGAUCAUCGACUCACACGUGCAAUAUCGUCUUAACAACGUGGACGCUUUUCAGCUGGCCGAUGGACUACAGUACAUUUUUGCACAUGUUGGCCAGCUAACUGGCAUGUACCGUUACAAGUACAAGUUAAUGCGACAGAUACGAAUGUGCAAAGACUUGAAGCAUCUCAUCUACUAUCGCUUUAACACCGGUCCGGUGGGCAAAGGUCCAGGAUGUGGUUUCUGGGCACCAGGUUGGCGUGUUUGGUUGUUCUUUAUGCGUGGCAUAACUCCAUUGCUAGAACGCUGGCUGGGCAAUUUGCUGUCUCGUCAAUUUGAGGGUCGUCACUCGAAGGGCGUUGCGAAAACUGUAACCAAACAACGUGUAGAAUCACAUUUCGAUUUGGAGUUGCGUGCUUCGGUCAUGCACGACAUAGUUGAUAUGAUGCCCGAAGGUAUUAAGCAAAACAAGGCGCGCACCAUAUUGCAGCACUUGUCGGAAGCGUGGCGUUGUUGGAAGGCGAAUAUACCAUGGAAAGUGCCUGGAUUGCCGAUACCCAUAGAGAAUAUGAUUCUACGUUAUGUUAAAAUGAAGGCCGACUGGUGGACUAACACAGCCCACUACAAUCGAGAACGUAUACGACGUGGCGCUACGGUGGACAAAACUGUUUGUAAGAAAAAUUUAGGUCGUCUAACACGUCUCUAUCUGAAAGCAGAACAGGAGCGCCAACAUAAUUAUCUAAAAGAUGGUCCGUACAUAUCGCCCGAAGAGGCUGUAGCCAUUUAUACCACAACAGUGCAUUGGUUGGAGUCACGGCGCUUCGGUCCCAUACCUUUCCCACCGCUUUCCUAUAAACACGACACCAAACUGCUGAUAUUGGCAUUGGAGCGUUUGAAGGAAGCUUACAGCGUUAAGUCGCGCUUGAAUCAGAGUCAACGCGAGGAGUUGGGGCUCAUCGAACAAGCAUACGAUAAUCCACAUGAGGCAUUAUCGCGUAUAAAACGUCAUUUGCUAACACAGCGUGCGUUCAAGGAGGUUGGUAUUGAAUUUAUGGACUUGUACAGUCAUUUGAUACCAGUUUACGAUGUUGAACCGCUAGAGAAAAUAACCGAUGCCUAUUUGGAUCAAUAUUUGUGGUAUGAAGCAGACAAGCGGCGCCUAUUUCCGCCAUGGAUCAAACCAAGUGAUACUGAGCCACCGCCAUUGUUGGCGUAUAAGUGGUGUCAAGGCAUCAACAAUCUGCAGGACGUUUGGGAUGUAGGCGAGGGUGAAUGCAAUGUGCUGCUGGAAUCGCGUUUCGAAAAACUAUACGAGAAAAUCGAUUUGACGCUUUUAAAUCGUUUGCUGCGUCUCAUCGUUGAUCAUAAUAUUGCCGAUUACAUGACAGCCAAAAACAACGUCGUCAUCAACUAUAAGGACAUGAAUCACACCAACAGUUAUGGCAUCAUACGCGGUCUCCAGUUCUCUUCGUUCAUAACGCAAUACUACGGAUUGGUUUUGGAUCUAUUGGUGCUUGGCCUGCAUCGUGCCAGCGAGAUGGCCGGACCACCACAAAUGCCAAAUGAUUUUCUGACGUUCCAAGACACUGUCACCGAGACUGCACAUCCAAUACGUUUAUAUUGUCGCUAUGUGGAUCGCAUUCAUUUGUUCUUCCGCUUUUCGGCCGAAGAGGCGCGUGAUUUGAUUCAGCGCUACCUUACCGAACAUCCAGAUCCAAAUAAUGAGAAUAUUGUUGGUUACAAUAACAAAAAGUGCUGGCCCAGAGAUGCGCGCAUGCGUUUGAUGAAGCAUGAUGUUAAUCUGGGUCGCGCUGUUUUCUGGGACAUUAAGAAUCGCUUGCCACGCUCCGUGACGACAAUCAAUUGGGAGAACACUUUUGUUUCGGUAUACUCGAAAGAUAAUCCAAAUCUUUUGUUCAAUAUGUGUGGCUUUGAGUGUCGUAUUCUGCCAAAGUGUCGCACACAAACUGAGGAGUUCACACAUCGAGAUGGUGUUUGGAAUUUGCAAAAUGAGGUGACCAAAGAGCGCACAGCGCAAUGUUUCCUACGUGUUGACGACGAGUCGCUCGGCCGUUUCCAUAAUCGUGUGCGCCAGAUUCUAAUGGCCUCUGGUUCAACGACGUUUACUAAGAUUGUUAAUAAAUGGAAUACUGCACUUAUUGGUCUUAUGACAUAUUUCCGCGAGGCGGUCGUAAAUACACAGGAACUGCUCGAUUUGUUGGUGAAGUGUGAAAACAAAAUACAGACUCGUAUUAAAAUUGGUCUCAACUCGAAAAUGCCUUCUCGUUUUCCGCCAGUGGUCUUUUAUACGCCCAAAGAAUUGGGUGGCUUGGGCAUGUUGAGCAUGGGUCACGUGCUUAUACCGCAAUCAGAUUUGCGUUGGUCCAAGCAAACUGAUGUGGGCAUAACACAUUUUCGCUCAGGUAUGUCACAUGAUGAGGAUCAAUUAAUUCCCAAUUUGUAUCGCUACAUUCAACCAUGGGAGAGUGAAUUUAUUGACUCGCAACGUGUAUGGGCUGAGUAUGCACUAAAACGUCAAGAGGCUAAUGCGCAGAAUCGUCGUCUUACUUUGGAAGAUCUCGAGGAUAGUUGGGAUCGUGGUAUACCACGUAUAAACACACUCUUCCAAAAGGAUCGUCACACACUUGCCUAUGAUAAGGGUUGGCGCAUACGUACAGAAUUUAAACAAUAUCAAGUGUUGAAACAAAAUCCCUUCUGGUGGACGCAUCAACGUCACGAUGGUAAAUUAUGGAACCUCAAUAACUAUCGUACAGAUAUGAUACAGGCUUUGGGCGGUGUUGAAGGUAUUCUAGAGCAUACACUCUUUAAGGGCACAUACUUCCCCACGUGGGAGGGUCUUUUCUGGGAGAAAGCGUCUGGUUUUGAAGAGUCAAUGAAGUACAAAAAGUUGACAAAUGCUCAACGUUCCGGUUUAAAUCAGAUUCCGAAUCGUCGUUUUACGCUUUGGUGGUCACCAACUAUUAAUCGUGCCAAUGUGUAUGUUGGUUUCCAGGUGCAACUCGACUUGACCGGUAUUUUCAUGCACGGCAAAAUACCCACUUUGAAAAUUUCGUUGAUUCAAAUAUUCCGUGCUCACUUGUGGCAAAAAAUUCACGAAUCGAUUGUUAUGGAUUUGUGUCAGGUGUUCGAUCAGGAAUUGGAUGCACUCGAAAUUGAGACAGUACAAAAAGAAACUAUACAUCCGCGUAAAUCGUAUAAAAUGAAUUCGUCUUGUGCUGAUAUUUUGCUAUUCCCUGCCUAUAAGUGGAAUGUAUCGCGUCCAUCUUUGCUUGCGGACACAAAAGACACAAUGGACAAUACAACAACACAAAAGUAUUGGUUGGAUAUACAGUUGCGUUGGGGUGAUUACGAUUCACAUGAUGUGGAACGUUAUGCGCGUGCGAAAUUCCUCGAUUACACCACAGAUAACAUGUCCAUCUAUCCCUCGCCGACUGGUGUGCUCAUCGCUAUUGAUUUGGCCUAUAACUUACACUCGGCAUAUGGUAAUUGGUUCCCGGGCUGCAAGACACUCAUACAACAAGCUAUGGCUAAAAUAAUGAAGGCCAAUCCCGCGUUGUACGUAUUACGUGAACGUAUACGCAAAGCGUUGCAACUGUACUCAUCCGAGCCGACUGAACCUUAUUUGAGCUCACAAAAUUACGGUGAAUUGUUUUCGAAUCAAAUUAUUUGGUUUGUGGACGACACGAAUGUGUAUCGUGUCACCAUACACAAGACAUUCGAAGGCAAUCUAACAACGAAACCCAUUAACGGUGCAAUUUUCAUUUUCAAUCCACGUACUGGUCAAUUGUUCUUGAAAAUCAUUCAUACGUCGGUGUGGGCUGGUCAAAAACGUUUGGGUCAGCUGGCCAAAUGGAAGACAGCCGAAGAAGUGGCGGCUUUGAUUCGUUCGUUGCCAGUAGAAGAACAGCCCAAACAGAUUAUCGUGACACGUAAGGGUAUGUUGGAUCCAUUGGAAGUGCAUUUGCUAGAUUUUCCGAAUAUUGUGAUCAAAGGCUCUGAGUUGCAGCUACCAUUCCAGGCUUGCCUUAAGGUUGAGAAAUUCGGUGAUUUAAUUUUGAAAGCCACUGAACCACAGAUGGUGCUCUUCAAUCUCUACGAUGAUUGGCUGAAGACCAUCUCGUCAUACACAGCAUUCAGCCGUUUGAUCUUGAUUUUGCGUGCACUCCAUGUGAAUACCGAACGUACAAAGAUCAUAUUGAAGCCGGAUAAGACAACUAUAACCGAGGCACAUCACAUCUGGCCAACUCUCACCGACGAGGAGUGGAUUAAGGUUGAGGUGCAACUUAAGGAUCUGAUUCUGGCCGAUUAUGGUAAAAAGAACAACGUGAAUGUGGCCUCGCUAACGCAGUCUGAAAUUCGAGACAUUAUUUUGGGCAUGGAAAUUAGUGCACCAUCUGCGCAACGUCAACAAAUUGCCGAAAUUGAAAAGCAGACCAAGGAACAAAAUCAAUUGACGGCCACAACAACACGUACAACCAACAAACAUGGCGAUGAAAUUAUUACCUCAACCACGUCGAACUACGAGACGCAAACGUUUAGUUCGAAAACAGAGUGGCGCGUGCGUGCCAUAUCAGCGACAAAUUUGCAUCUGCGUACGAAUCAUAUUUACGUCAGUUCGGACGAUAUCAAAGAGACUGGUUACACCUAUAUAUUACCCAAGAACAUACUGAAGAAAUUUGUGACAAUUUCCGAUUUGCGCGCGCAAAUUGCUGGCUACCUGUAUGGCGUGAGUCCGCCCGACAACCCGCAGGUGAAAGAAAUACGCUGCAUUGUUAUGCCACCACAAUGGGGCACACAUCAGACCAUAAACCUGCCCAAUGCGCUGCCAACGCAUCAGUAUCUGAAGGAUAUGGAACCACUCGGCUGGAUACAUACACAGCCCAACGAGUUGCCGCAACUAUCGCCGCAAGAUAUCACCACCCACGCCAAGAUAAUGCAAGAGAAUACAACGUGGGAUGGGGAGAAGACCAUAGUUAUAACCUGCUCCUUCACGCCCGGCUCAUGUUCGUUGACCGCUUAUAAGCUGACACCAUCCGGUUUUGAGUGGGGUUCCAAAAAUACAGAUAAAGGCAAUAAUCCCAAGGGUUACUUACCGUCCCACUAUGAGCGCGUCCAGAUGUUGCUGUCCAACAAAUUCCUUGGCUUCUUCAUGGUGCCAGCGCAGGGUAGUUGGAAUUAUAACUUUAUGGGUGUGCGUCACGAUGCGAACAUGAAAUAUGAGUUGCAAUUGUCGAACCCUAAAGAAUUCUACCACGAAAUACAUCGACCUUCACACUUUUUAUUAUUCUCUAAUUUGGAGGAUGCAGGCGAUGGUUCAGGUGCAGAUCGCGAGGAUGUGUAUGCGUAGUUUGGUUUACGAGGAGUAUAAUUAAUGCUAUGUUUAAUAUUAUACGUUUUAUGUAUCUUGAUUUUAGUUAGCUACUUAUGUUUGUUUAUUGUAAAAGAAGUCGAAACAAAAUAUGGCUUUGUUUUUGAGCGCUGAGCGUUGAGUCAGUUUGUGACGACGAUCGAGCUGUGUUUACACCAUUCAGGUCACAAUUAGUACGUUUGUAGCAUUUAGUAUGGAACGGAAAACGGUCAAUAUUUUCAGACAUACAUAAAUAAAUUUAAAGCGGACUAUAGAUAACAAAUAAAUUACAAAUUUUACAAAGACA
This is a messenger RNA of Anastrepha ludens (Mexican fruit fly), 7716 nucleotides long. It is a transcript of the gene Prp8, whose product is annotated as pre-mRNA-processing-splicing factor 8. Gene Ontology annotation, biological process: spliceosomal tri-snRNP complex assembly; mRNA splicing, via spliceosome. The record is from RefSeq and is a predicted model, not a curated record. Gene Ontology annotation, cellular component: U5 snRNP; catalytic step 2 spliceosome. Gene Ontology annotation, molecular function: protein binding; U6 snRNA binding; metallopeptidase activity. NCBI's taxonomy places the organism in Eukaryota, Metazoa, Arthropoda, Insecta, Diptera, Tephritidae. Bases 192 to 7409 code for a protein of 2405 amino acids. The transcript has 16 exons.